CUUGUCUUUCGAGCGGAAAUAGUUCUCACGGGUCACGAGCAAGCGCUAGUACUUAUCCCUUUGAGAGCGUGAGUGUCUAAUGUUUCAAAGGCCAAAGCAUCCCCUAUCAGAAAGCUCUCUCUAGGUUUAGGUUAGGGUUUCUGUGGUCUCAACUCUCAAUCCCUUCUCUCUCGUCUGAUCGUCUGAUAUUACAUCUUACGAUCUGUAGUUUUAGAUACAGCUUAUCCUACUUUUUUAUCUUCGGGUUGUUUGUUUCAGCGUCCAUUCUUAUACUCUGCCUCUAUCUCCUCCCUGUUUUGCCCAAGAUUACAUCUUUCCAUCCGGUUAUCACUCUAUAUACUCAGUUGAGAUUUUGCUUGUCGUCGAAAGUUAGUUUGCGUUGGUUUUUUCGCAAGUUUGGAUUUCUAUUAGCAGUCAGUAGGUUAGGGUUCGAGUUCUUCUGGAAUCGUCUCUGGAUUAGGAUUUUCGAAGAUGAUGCAACUUGCCACCGGAGUUGUUCCGCCACCGAUGGCUCCUCCACCGAUGGAUCAACAACACCAGCAGCAUCCACAGCAACAACCACUGCCACAACAGCAGUGGUUGAUGAUGCCUCCACAGCAGCCUCUUCAGCCUCAGCCUCCUCCGAUGUGGAACCAGCAGGCACCUCAAGUCCCACAGCCGCAAGUGUCACCCCAACCACAACAACCGCAGCCGCAGCCUCAGUAUCCGUCUGCACAGCCGGCGAGUGCGGAUGAGAUCCGCACACUUUGGAUCGGGGACUUGCAGUACUGGAUGGAGGAGAACUAUCUCCACAGCUGUUUCGCUCACACGGGCGAGGUUGCUUCUAUAAAAGUGAUCCACAAUAAACAAACUGGUCAGUCAGAGGGCUAUGGUUUUAUUGAGUUUUUGACUCGUGCUAUAGCAGAAAGAAUCUUGCAGACAUACAAUGGCACAUUGAUGCCUAAUGUUGAACAGAACUUUAGACUGAACUGGGCUACUUUUAGUUCCGGUGACAGGCGCCCGGAUGAUAGUCCUGACUUCCCAAUAUUUGUCGGGGAUUUGGCUGUUGAUGUCACAGACUACAUGUUACAAGAGACAUUCAGGAGUCAUUAUCCCUCUGUCAAGGGUGCAAAGGUUGUCACUGAUAGAACAACUGGGCGCUCAAAGGGUUAUGGAUUUGUUAGGUUUGGGGAUGAAAGUGAACAAAUACGUGCCAUGACUGAAAUGAAUGGAAUGUUCUGUUCCACAAGGCCAAUGCGUAUUGGUCCUGCUACUACCAAGAAGAAUGUGAGCGGUCAGCAAUAUCCAAAAGCUUCUUACCAGAACACUCAAGGAACACAGAACGAGAAUGAUCCAAAUAAUACAACUAUAUUUGUUGGUGGUUUGGACUCUAAUGUUACGGAUGAACAUCUGAGACAAGUUUUCAGCCAAUUUGGAGAGUUGGUUCAUGUGAAGAUACCAGUAGGCAAACGCUGUGGAUUUGUUCAAUUUGCUAACAGAGCUUGUGCUGAGGAGGCUUUACUGAUGUUGAAUGGAACUCAGUUGGGGGGGCAAAAUAUUCGGCUUUCAUGGGGACGUAGUCCAUCCAAUAAACAGGACCCAUCUGUUGGAUGGGUACAGCCACAACCAGAUCCAAACCAAUGGAAUGGUGGAUAUUAUGGCUAUGGUCAAGGGUAUGAAGCCUAUGGAUAUGCUCCACCUCCUCAAGAUCCAAACAUGUAUGCCUAUGGGGCCUAUCCUGGAUAUGGAAAUUACCAACAACAACAGUGAUUUGGUGUUGAUCAUCCGGUAGUAUUCUGAAUGCGGAGGUAAAACUUUUGUGUAUCCAAAGAGAGGGAAAUGAAGUCCUAUCUCUGUACUCUAGUUUGUUGCUGCUUGUGCGGGCUUCUCCCUAUGGAUUUGUCGAAUUGGCCCUCGUUUGAAAUUUUCUUGGACAAUUAGAAAGCUGCCAGUCUGCAUGCCCCUAUGUUCUUUUUUUUCUUCUUUCUUAUGCAACUUUGUGAGUUUUAAUAUCAAGUAUACUCUGGCUGAGAUCGAGUAUGAAAGAUAGUAUAUAUAUUAUCUCCAACUUCUGCCAUCUAGACUUGAAAUUAAUUUGUCCUUCUGUUA
This is a messenger RNA of Nelumbo nucifera (sacred lotus), 2088 nucleotides long. Its product is annotated as polyadenylate-binding protein RBP45. The record is from RefSeq and is a predicted model, not a curated record. Gene Ontology annotation, molecular function: mRNA binding. Gene Ontology annotation, cellular component: cytosol. Lineage: Eukaryota; Viridiplantae; Streptophyta; Magnoliopsida; Proteales; Nelumbonaceae.